AAAUAGCCGGUCUCCCUCCGCAGCUGAGAGCCCGCCGCCAGCACCACUGCCCACUGGCCACAGCCCACACGCCACUCUGCAGCCCUCCUGCCCUUGUGCCUGGACCCAGCGGUGAGAGGCUCGUACCCCAGCUCUGCUGCCAGCUGAAGCAUGAAUGGCCUGGAGGCGGCUUCCCCAGGUCUGACCACCAACUCCUCCCUGGCCACUGCAGAGCAAUGUGGCCAGGAGACGCCACUCGAGAAUGUUCUCUUCGCCUCCUUCUACCUUCUGGACUUCAUCCUGGCUUUUGUUGGCAACACCCUGGCACUGUGGCUUUUCAUCCGGGACCACAAGUCAGGUACCCCCGCCAACGUAUUCUUGAUGCACCUGGCUGUAGCCGACUUGUCCUGUGUGCUGGUCCUGCCCACCCGCCUUGUCUACCACUUCUCUGGGAGCCACUGGCCAUUUGGGGAAAUCCCGUGCCGCCUCACCGGCUUCCUCUUCUACCUCAACAUGUACGCCAGCAUCUACUUCCUCACCUGCAUCAGCGCUGACCGCUUCCUGGCCAUCGUGCACCCCGUCAAGUCCCUCAAGCUCCGCAGGCCCCUCUACGCACACCUGGCCUGCGCCUUCCUCUGGGUGGUGGUGGCUGUGGCCAUGGCCCCGCUGUUGGUGAGCCCACAGACCGUGCAGACCAACCACACAAUCAUCUGCCUGCAGCUGUACCGGGAGAAGGCCUCCCAGCACGCCCUUGCAUCCCUAGCUGUGGCCUUCACCUUCCCGUUUGUCACCACCGUCACCUGCUACCUGCUAAUCAUCCGCAGCCUGCGGCAGGGCCCCCGCGUGGAGCAGCGCCUCAAGAACAAGGCGGUGCGCAUGAUCGCCGUGGUGCUGGCCAUCUUCCUGGUCUGCUUCGUGCCCUACCACGUGCACCGCUCUGUCUACCUGCUGCGCUACCAUGGCGGUGGCACCUCGUGUGCUGCCCAGCGUGCCCUGGCCCUUGGGAACCGCAUCACCUCCUGCCUCACCAGCCUCAAUGGGGCACUGGAUCCAGUCAUGUACUUCUUUGUGGCCGAGAAGUUCCGUGACGCCCUGUGCAACUUGAUCUGUGGCAAAAGGCUCUCCGGGCCACCCCCCAGCUUUGAAGGAAAAACCAACGAAAGCUCGCUGAGUGCCAGGUCAGAGCUGUGAGCCCCAGGAUGCCAAGCCUGGGCCCAGCCGCAGGGUGUCCUCUGAGGGACUCCCGCAUCCGGGCACAAGCCACUCAGACUCAUGAAGGAGAGGGCCACCUUCUCCUCAGCUGGUCAUUGCCACUCUCUCCAAGGGCAAAACUUGGCACCCGGCACCAGUGCUGUCUUAUCUGAUAUGCAAAACCCUAAAAGGGGACAGCCCUGGCAGGACCAGUGGGCCACCCCCUGUAGCAGAGACCACGCUGACCCUGCUCACUUACAGACUAGAUACUCAAUGACUUCAGCCCAUGGCGAGGAGGCCAGAGGAACAGCUCCUGAACAACGAGCACCUUUCUUUCCCAAGGGCUGCUUGCUGGACUGCCAGCCUCCUUCCCACAAGAAACAGCAGCAAAGCUCUACAGAGAGCACAGAAGGCAGCUAUGAGGGACUCAGGAGAAGGGGGUGCAGGAUUCCGGGGGGAGGGGGAAGGAGGGUUGCGUAGAUGUUUCCUUUGAAGCGCACUGUGCUUUGAGUUCCCUGGGUGUCAUCUUUGCCAGGUGACCCCUAUGUUUUGGGGACAGGGACUGUAACUCAUAACUGAGUUUUGUGAGUACAUUUCAGGCUGGCCACCAGGUGACACCCAACAAAUGUGGCCUGUGGGACCACCACACUCCUAACCCCUCCAUGAACUGGCACGCAGACCUGCGCAUGUCCUGCCGAGCCCAGAGGCCCAAUCCCCCUCGGGUCCUGGGCGAGCACACGGCCUGGGUAGACAGUCACGGAGUGAGGACACCACGAGCAGGGAGCCGGCGCCUGGCACCAACCUUGGCCCCAUCUAAUGCAGAUCAGCAGGGGCGUCCUUAGCCCUGCUCCCCGCCAAGGGGCUCAACCGGCCUCAGUGGGCUAGCCUGGAAGCCAUUUCCUCUGGAACACAGAGGACCUCGAGGGUCCCUACUUGUGCUGAUCACACCGAUCGUAAACAUCAGUGUGCCUUAAGAGUCUGAAGAUUACUGGGCUGAGUCAACAUAAGUCAUUCCCAGAACUCCUCCCUAUGACCCAAGAGUGGCAAAGCAGAACCGAAUGAAGGAGGGGCCAGGCAGCACAUGCUUCUCUGCCCCUGGUUCUGAAAGCCCCACAGGCCCGGCCCACGUGGAUGCUGGGGUUCUGCAUCAUGGGCUUCAUAGAGCUGGCCUGGCCCAGAGGGUCUGAAGGGGGCCACACUUCCUUUCUAGCAGGACUCUACUUCCCUGAGGAAGCCCGCCUCUCGGGGCCUCCACAGCCUGUCCUGCAGCACAGGGCUCAGUGUGCACUUAGCUUAGGAGAAAGGACUUGCUCAGGUCCACACCUGGCAGGCAGGGGAUCCUGGAUCAGCACAAACCCCUGUGACACUCCCUGCAGACACCAACACUGACACCAGACAACAUGGGCCGGCAAACGGGGGACUUCGCUACAGGCGGCCCCAGAGCCAGCAGUGCAGCUGCAGUGGGGGACAAAUACUCA
Molecule: messenger RNA, 2648 nt
Organism: Suricata suricatta (meerkat)
Lineage: Eukaryota; Metazoa; Chordata; Mammalia; Carnivora; Herpestidae
Gene: GPR17
Product: G protein-coupled receptor 17
Exons: 2
Coding region: 151-1170 (339 amino acids)
Biological process (GO): phospholipase C-activating G protein-coupled receptor signaling pathway; positive regulation of Rho protein signal transduction
Cellular component (GO): membrane
Molecular function (GO): G protein-coupled receptor activity
Source: RefSeq, a predicted model, not a curated record